GGACCUGCUGCAGUAACCAUAGGAUGUAAACCUAUGCAAGUAUAUCGCUGACUUUUACAGUGAUAAUGGAGAGAAGUGGGGGGACAAUUGCAGCUAUAAAAGCUCUGGGGUAUCCGGGCGGCUCCUGCCUCGGCAGGUGCGAGUGUGACGAGCUGCCCUGCCCGCUGCUCACCUGGCUGUCUGCAGAGCUCAGGACUCUCUGUCCAGAGCUACAGGACUCAAAAAGGGCAGGUGAUGUAUUGCUGGUGAAAGAGCUCAGAAAUUUGUUAUCAAACAUGUUCUCCCCCCUUGCUGUGCUGACCUCUGAUGUUCUGGGACCAUCCACCCUCAACUGUGUGACUGAGUUUCUUGUGUCAGAGUUACAAGCGGUUCGAGUAAUCAAGCAUAAGGAACUGCAUCCUGAAGAAAAUUCAGCAGAAGGGGAGUCUGAGAAAGAGCAGCGAGUGGAUGAUAACAGCCAUGCAGUCACUGAGUUUCAUCAGGAAAAUGAAAAUGAUGUCUCAGACGCAAAUAGAAGGGAGGCAGAGAUACAGGCAGAGCAGAUAUUACUUCUGCAUGCGCUCAGUUUGGAGGCCUCCUCUGAAUUUGACGAUGUGCUGAGUGAGGUGAAGUUAAGGCUUGCUCGUCUACCGGAUGGAGACAUGCUAAACCCUCUUCUUAACAGAAGUCUCAGCUCAGAACAGUGGAUGCAGCUGAAAAAGAUCAGUGAAAUUCUCUCAGGGGACUAUCAGUGUCGGCGACAAAUGAUGGUCAAACGUUUUCAGGUGACGCUUGAGUCAUUUGCAUGGGGAGAAAAACAAAAGGAGCGCAGUUCAGCACUUGCCUCAGUGCCUCCUCUUGCAUCCCUUACGGGAUCCUCCCAUGUUUCUCUGCCUCUUCUGCUGGCUGCCAGAGAAGAUCAGUCCUUCAUCGAGCCAAUCAAAGCUGGUACAAGUACCUCAGUUUACAAGACAUUGAUGGGCAGCGUCCCGGACAGAGGAGGACGUCCUGGGGAGAUUGAGCCACCUAUGCCAAGAUGGGAAAAACAAAGAUCACAAGGAAACAGGGGAAAAGGAGGUGGACAACAUCAUCGGCAUAAGAAGAAGGGGAAAAAGGAGUAACUUCCUUGUUUUGAUAUUACUAUUUACAUUUCACAAUUCAUAAAUUUUCUUUAUUUAAAUUAUUGGUUGGAACUAAAUUAAUUGUGGAAUACUGCACAUCAUAUAAUUUCAUUGCUAUGAGUCUGUUGAUAAGUUGUAUCAACACAUUCAUAUUGUUUACACACACGACUGUGUACAUUUCUAUAUAGCUCGUAAUUGCUAUCAAAAUUAUUUUUAUUUGAAAAGCAGAGAACAGAUGAAUUGUUUUGGAAUGUGUGGGCUUUCUCAUUUAUUGACAGAUUUGUUAACAAAUAAACCGAUGA
Molecule: messenger RNA, 1402 nt
Organism: Cololabis saira (Pacific saury)
Lineage: Eukaryota; Metazoa; Chordata; Actinopteri; Beloniformes; Belonidae
Exons: 8
Coding region: 66-1100 (344 amino acids)
Cellular component (GO): tRNA-splicing ligase complex
Source: RefSeq, a predicted model, not a curated record